ACGAAGAUCUUGACGAACAUGUUUGUGGCUUUGUUUCUCCUGAAUUUAUCCUUUUUGUCAAACGAGAGCGUCGCCAACACAGAAGUCAAGGUUGCGUGUGUCCUCAUAGCGCUGCUCAUGCAUUACUCCAUGCUGACUACAUUCACCUGGUUCUUCAUUCAAGCUCUUCAUAUGUACUUAUGGCUCAUCAGACAGAACAUCACCAUCACAAACUACAUGACGAAGAUCACCGUGUUCGGCUGGACAUUUCCAGCUCCUAUAGUCGUAGCUGUUGUUUCAAUAGGAGGAUAUAAAACAGUGAUUAUAAACACAACGUCUGGAAAAACCACACGAAUGUGCUGGAUUACAGAUCCUUUCAUUCACUACGUAGUGAACAUUGGCUACUACACUUUAGUUUUCAUCUUCACGACAGGAAUCUUCAUCACUAUCUUCACUAGGAUUGUCCAAGCCCGACACAUAAGAGCUCCUGAUGGCAAGAGAAAGACAUUCAGAAAGCAGCUCAUGAUGGUGUUGAGUUUGUUCCUGCUCUUCGGCCUGACGUGGGCUGUGGCGUUCUUCAGUUAUGGAGUGAUGCUCAUUCCCUCAUAUUACAUCUUCACUGUGCUGAACUCGUUUCAGGGGUUUUUCCUCUUCCUGUAUUACUACCACAUUCACAAAGACGUAGAAGGUCGCUUCUCUGAUGAUCCAGAAAGGUCCAGCUCCACCACAACCAUCGUUCAAUCCAGAAAUAAUGCUGUGGAAAAUCUUUAUAACUAGCAUAAUUAAGACAGAAACCCAUGUUGUCUCUUAGACAGCUGAUAUGUAGUCAGUAGAGUUUAAUACGUGUUUUCAAUAAUAAUCUGUGUCUAAUAUGCUGUACGGUGAGGGGAUAUAACUCAUAAUGGUAUUAUAAAUAGGAUCAUAAGCUUAAGACAUUUUAA
Molecule: messenger RNA, 920 nt
Organism: Ctenopharyngodon idella (grass carp)
Lineage: Eukaryota; Metazoa; Chordata; Actinopteri; Cypriniformes; Xenocyprididae
Product: adhesion G-protein coupled receptor G6-like
Exons: 4
Coding region: 19-756 (245 amino acids)
Biological process (GO): cell surface receptor signaling pathway; adenylate cyclase-activating G protein-coupled receptor signaling pathway
Cellular component (GO): membrane
Molecular function (GO): G protein-coupled receptor activity
Source: RefSeq, a predicted model, not a curated record